Molecule: messenger RNA, 2824 nt
Organism: Syngnathoides biaculeatus (alligator pipefish)
Lineage: Eukaryota; Metazoa; Chordata; Actinopteri; Syngnathiformes; Syngnathidae
Product: E3 ubiquitin-protein ligase TRIM35-like
Exons: 1
Coding region: 592-1977 (461 amino acids)
Molecular function (GO): zinc ion binding
Source: RefSeq, a predicted model, not a curated record
AGAGAGCGUGUGAGAAAGAAAGAGAGAGAGAAAGAGAGCAAAAGAGAGCAAGAGAGAGAAACGGAGAGUGAGAAAGAGAGAAUCUUGAAAGCUGAUCGGCUCCGCUGUCGGCAAGUCCCUCCCUCUGUCAAGUGCCGGUUCAACUGGCUCCGGAUUCCAGAGAACAAAAGAUUUGAUGGACAUGACCCCCCCCCAAAAAAAAACAAUGUGAAAACCACACACGCAAUCGCUUUCAUUCCUUCCGUCAGAGACGAAAGAUGCCAAUUUCUCAUUGAUUUUCGCCGAUCGAUUGUUAUUUGCGAUCUUCGAGAGUUUGCGCGCGUGCGUGUGAUCGGGGUAAGGCGAACUUUAUCCGAACCAUCAACACGUCAUCUUGCCACAUACGUGUAGCGGAGAUUAUCGUCAUUAGUAUUUCAAAAUAGGAGACAAACACGAGAUAAAGGCGUUGUCUUGGCUGUGUCUGAUGAAACGUCAUCUAACCUGUCCUCAAACAAGAUCGACACCUGCGGCUGAGCAAAACCCGGAGCAAGGCAGGCGCACUGCGGCACGGCCCGCAGUGAACGUCAGAAGCUCGUCGACUCACGGGCGACGAUGGCCAGCCGAGUUGAAGAGCAGCUCCGAUGUCCCAGAUGUUUUGACAUUUUCAAAGAUCCCGUCGAGCUUCGGUGUAGCCACAACGUGUGCCUGUCGUGCGCGCGGCAGUGGUGGGACGAGACGGGAGAACGGUCGCGUCCGGUCUGUCGGAAAAGGUGCAACUCCACGGAACCGCCCUUGAACCUGGCGCUGAGGAGCGCGUGCGAGGCUUUUUCGGAGGCCUCGUCGGAGCCCCGGGACAUCUGCAGGUCGCACAAGGAGAAAUUGAAUUUCUUCUGCUCGAACCACCGGGAGUCGGUGUGCAUCAUUUGCAGGGAUGCGGAAAUCCACGCCGGCCACCAGGUACGGCCCCUGGAUGAAGCCGCUCGAGAGCGCAGAACCCAACUCCGGGAAGGCCUGCGGAGAGCCAAGAAAACUCUGGAAGUGCACAAUGAGGUGAAAGACAGCUGCAGUGAGCAAGCGGAGCACAUCAAAGUCCAGGCGGAGCAGGUCGAACGCAAGAUUAAGAAGGAUUUCGAGGAGCUUCGAGGAUUUUUGCGGCUUGAGGAGGAAGCCAAGUUGGCUGCCGUGAGGGAGGAAGCGCGGAGGAAGAGUCAGAUGAUGGAGGAGAAGAUGGAGGCUGUCGCCAGAGACCAGGCCGCUCUGUCGGACCUGAUCAGAACCGCAGAGGGGCUGCUCUCAUCUGACCCGGUUUCCUUCAUGAAGGACUCCCGGGCCGCGGUGAGCAGAAUCCGGCAGCUGCCCGAGAAACCCCGAGCGCUCCCCGGGGCGCUGCUGGAUGAAGUCAAACACGUGGCCAACCUCAAGUUCACCGUGUGGGAACGAAUGAUGGAGAUGGUCUCCUUCAGUCCCGUGAUUCUGGACCCGAACACGGCCGGUCCGGAACUCAGUCUGUCCGAAGAUCUGACCGGUGUGAGCGCGAGAGCUGGACAGAAACAUCCAAAGAAUCCCGAGAGGUGUCAGUACUGGAACGGCGUGCUCGGUUCCGCUUUGGGCUCGGGAACGCACGUCUGGGACGUCGACGUGGGAGACAACGCUGACUGGCGGCUGGGGGUCGCGUGGGGGGAACCCGAUUCGGCCCCCAGCGUAUUCACGUCGCUCGUCGGAUUCAGUGACGAUAAAUACAAAAGGUUAUUGGGGCGAUACGAAUCCUGGAAUCCGCCGGUAAAACUGCAGAGGAUCCGAAUUUGCGUGGACGCUGACCAAAGAUCCGUUUGGUUGUCCGAAUCGCUCCGAAACACCGAAUUGUCCACGAGGAAGAACUUUUCAAAUUGGCCGAAUUUGUCUGCGAGCAUGAAAAUGUAUCCUUACUUUUACACACAGGAUAAACGUCCGCUGAAAAUAAUGCCGCUUGCACUUUGUGUUACAAAACAAAGUCUGUGACGACGCCGGAGAGAAUUUUGCGAUGACGUGCUCGACAGAAAAUGAAAAGAUGAUGAAUUGAAUGCGACGUGCCUUGGCCUCACAGUUUUGAGGUGCCGGGUUCGAUCAUGCGGCUAAGAAAAUGGAUGGAUGGAUGGAUGGAUGGACGAAUGCGAUCUGUAACUUUACGAUAUUUCUUUCUCUCACAUUGACUAGUUCAAUAAGUAGAAAAUAUCAUUUUGGGAGUCAUACUAAGAAGCAGCUUGGACAAUGGAGAAUGUAGGAGAAAAAUUGAUCUGAAAUGUUUUCUUUCAUAAUGUGAAGACUUGCAUUGUUUUCUUCUCAAUGCCUUUUGUGACUUUUAUUUUGCCGACAGUUGCAUAUGAACGAGCGGGAGCACUUCGAGGUGUCUGACGCAUCUCGUGCAAAAUAAUUGGACUUUGUGCUUGUAUCUGUAUUGACAAGUAUCAGUGUAAUCAAAAACUACAGGGAAUAAAUACAACAUUUGGCACAGAAGAUUCCUGUGGUUAAUGAACUUGGUUCCAGUGCGAGAAGCCAACAAUCACAUCUCGCUGCGUUCAACGCUUCUUCGGGUUUAUUAUCAUUUAGUUCAGGGGUCAGGAACCUGUGGCUCGCGGGCCAUAUCUGGCUCUUUCGACGGAUGCAGACGGCUCGCAAUGCCCUCAUAACGACACACUUUUGUCGCGUAGGCAACGCAAAUGCGGCAGAGACGCUUUGUCCGAGUGGAGUUGUCGUAGUUUACCGUCCGAUACGGCAGUCGAUGUGCGCAGGUGCAGAAGGGUGGAACGCAGAUCGUGUAGAAAUUAAUUGUAGAAACGCUUUUGAGAAAUAAUAUGGAAGUGUAUUA